This is a messenger RNA of Pimephales promelas (fathead minnow), 4611 nucleotides long. It is a transcript of the gene srrm4, whose product is annotated as serine/arginine repetitive matrix 4. Gene Ontology annotation, cellular component: nucleus. The record is from RefSeq and is a predicted model, not a curated record. Gene Ontology annotation, molecular function: mRNA binding. Lineage: Eukaryota; Metazoa; Chordata; Actinopteri; Cypriniformes; Leuciscidae. Gene Ontology annotation, biological process: neuron maturation; regulation of RNA splicing; mRNA processing.
AGGCACAGUCUUUUGUUCAAGUCAGAGAGAAAGAGAACAACCGGGGAGGGAUGGUCACGCUCUCCGUGACCUAAAGCCCCCCAGUCUCCUCUUCUUUAACGUCACAAGGUGCGCGCAACAAAAACCAGCCACCAUCAACUGAGUUCUUCACAACGCGACGCGCACGAGCCACCGUUAGCUGAGACUGUCACAACUCUUCCGUCCACACAGACACACAUGGACACGCUGGCACUGGACUUUUAUUUCUAGCUGCCAGGAGUUAAAUGGAUAUUAGUUAUAACGCAAAAAAGGAUUUAGGUCGCGAGCUCAGACUCUCAAAUUGAUAUGAAGGCGGGAAGCGCGAGCGCUGAGAGGAAUGAAGCACGAGAGAGGACACCGAGCCAAUAAAUAGAAGAAGCCCGCUGAAACGGUCGCCGUUCCGUCGUCAUGGAACUGAUGGGGGAAACGUAAAAACGGACUCUCAGAAGAAGUUAAAACGUUUAACACGUUAGAAAAAAACAGAAACAUUAAGAAAAGAAGCUGCAUUUCUUCAAACAAUCCGUUGGUUUCAGAACUUGGACAGCUCCCUCGUGCAGCCGCCUACACACAGUUACCAAACCGACCGUGUGAGGAGUCAUUGAAACUACUGAACAAAACCGACCCAGUUCUUCUCGAUAUUCACCCCCAGAACAUCGACACGCCAUGACCGGUGUACUUCUGGGAGAAAAGCAGCUUUUUGAGAAGUUCUGGAAGGGCACGUUCGAAGCCGUGGCAAUGCCGAGACCCGAGAGCAUCAUCAUCGCCAGCAUCACCGCACGAAGAGCCGUGACAAAAUUGGAGACAGCAGUUAGCCUGGCACCCAAAGAUGAAGAGGAGAAAGUGAAAACGAAAGACACGGUUACAAAAAAACAUGAGAAAAAUGGACACACAAAACGGAGAGGAAGUAAACGCCACAGUCACCGUCGAGCUCGCAGUGUGUCUCUUGAUGCCGAACUUUCUCCUCGGCCAGUGCCUAGAACGAAAAAGAAGAAGAAGAAGUCACAGAGGAAGAGGAGGAGACACAGAUCUCCCUCCUGCAGUCCAUCACCUGUGAGGAAGAAGAAAAAGAAGAGCUCAAAGAAAAGGAAGCGACAUAGGUCUGCCUCAAGGAAGGGAAGGCACAGUGGAUCGAGUCCCAGACGUAAAAGAAAGGAGGAGAAAAAACAUAAAAAGAGGUCAAAGAGCCAUUCUCAUCGACACCGGCGUCGUAAAGCUGAAAUUAGGAGUUCCUCCUGCAUGGAAAACAGAUAUGAAGAUUGUGAAAAAUCUGGUUUCCAAGACGGUGGCCAUUCAUCAGCUGUCCAUGGAGGCGAUGCAUGCAGGUCGGCAAUCAAGCUGACCAAUAAAAUCUCCUCUAAGUGCUGCUGCCACUUUUCUGAAAGCACCGUCUCACCAUCACGUCAUGGGGUUAAGGGUUUAAACAAAAUGAUGAUCGUCCAGGACUCAAUAUCCAAUAAGGGCAAAGGUCAGGCAGAUUACGAUUCGGGAAAUGACACGUCCUCUCCACUGUCAAGUAAAACUGGCAUCACAAGGUCAAAAGUGACCAGAAUUGGAAAGUUCUCUUGUCAAGAUUUAACAUGUCCUGAGAAGCUUAGACUUGCCGAUGGGGACAAUGCCUCGGAUUCAGGCAACUCGCUAACCAGCUAUGACUCUCUGGGUAAACCAGUACUCAGAGAAAAUACCCUACACAGCUCCGUCUUCAACAAGUUUAAAGGUGAAGAAACAGGGAGGCACGCUGAUUUGGAGAAGACGCAGCCUUUGGGUCUCGCCACCGAUAGGAAUCGGAGUCCGUCUUAUGAUAGAUAUCAGGAUCGAACGAGGUCCCGCAGCAGAAGCAUAUCAUCCCAAAGCAGAUACUCAGGGCGCUAUUCCAGAAGCCGAUCCCUGUCCUCAGGGAGGAGAUCAUAUUCCCGUUCGUCCAGUUAUUCGCUGGAUUCACGGAGAGACAGUCUGUCUAGUGCGAGCAGUUGUCGCAGUCUAAAUUACUCACGGUGCACACCAGACAGGUUUCGAGAGCGGAAAAGAGACUGCAGUUCCUGCAAGAGUAGAAAGCACAGCAGGAGAAGGCCUUGCUCCCCUAUGAGAAAGAGAAGAAGAGAUUCCCCCAGCCACCUGGAAGCCCGUAGAAUUACAAGUGCCAGAAAGAGGCCCAUCCCUUACCAUCGUCCCAGCCCCUCUGUCAGCAGCAGAUCCUCCAGCCUCCUGUCCUGGCGCCUGUUUUCUCUCGGACGCAGUCGUUCGCGGAGUCGCAGUCGCAGUCACACUUCUUCUUCAUACAGGAGCUACAGUCGCAGCUCAUCGUGGAACUCUGUAUAUAGCAGACGCAGUCGGAGUCGGAGCAGAAGCUAUGAGUCAAUUGCGAGCUACAGCAGAGCCCGCCGCUAAUUCACGGAUGAACCAGAUGCAGGAAUGCUGAGCUACAGCAUGAGCCCAGGACCGCAUCUUAUUGUAACUGGAAAUGAAAUGGAGCAGCACUGAGAACAUGCUGUGCUUGGAUGUGGAACACCAGGCAGUGACAGGAUCAUCUGUUCAGUGUCAGAUAAGACUGAAGCUUCUAUAUUGUUGUGUACUAAACUGUGUGCUUUCAUCCAUCCCGCUCAAAGGAAAAGAAAAAACUUGUCUAUCAAUAACAAAGGCUGCUGCUGUUGUAGGAAGGACCUGAAUGGAGGUUUCACUAUGUGCACUGCAAUAUGUGACUUUCUGCUAUAGCUGGUUUUGCUCAUAGGUGUGAGGAUAUCGUUGUUCCUUUAUCAAAAACAGCCGAAAUAGAUAAAAGGAAGUGUGCAGGGUCACUCGCGAGACGCUCAUCACAUGGACUGUAAAAGCUGAUGUUUAAAUCUAUUGUAUUUUUGUAGUGUUUUCCUUUUUAUAGAUGUCAAAAGUGCUUGAGGAGAAAGAUUGCUUCCAUAACAGCUUUUACCGAGAUCAGCCGCUUCUGUGUUGCACACACCUUCACUUUGAAAAAUGUGCCAUCCGAAUUAGCCCCACCGGCAAACACACCCCAUCAGCCCAAAUGCCAGCUUUAUUUAUCUUCUGUUGAACUGGAAAACAAUUCAAAUGUCAUUGGCUGUGAUGGAGAUGAUGAUGAUGGUGGACAAUCAAAAUGCAGCUGAUGUGCUCCACUGGUAGGAACCAUUUUGCAGGGUCCAGCUGUACAUACUGUGUUAAAAAAAAUUGUUUUACUGCACAUUAAUCUAGCAGACCUCAAGAGACAGAAUGAAGAUUGUUUUUAUCCAUCAAGUCAAGUCUACUUCUGAGUGAAGAAAGAAAGGUAAAAAAAUCUUAAAUUAAAGCACUGGUAUACACAUUAUUAUUAUGUCAUUUUUAACAUAAGUCGUAUUAAAUUGUGUAAUAUUUUAAAUUAUUUAUUCUUUUAAUGCCUAUUUGUAUCUGUGAUUUAUUUCUGUUAGGUAUGAAAAUAGUCCGGUAGAAAUAUUUAUUACUCAGAUCACUUGAAUUAUUUAUAACAUAAAACCUUUGAUAUUCAUAUAGAACACUUUUUUUGUUUUGUUUACAGUAUAUCAUCCAUUUUUGACUGAAUCCCAUAGUUUAAAUAUUCAGUCCUGCAUUCAUUAAAUCACAAACUUUACUGUAAAUGACGAUGAUAUUUAUAAAUACAGAUGUUUUCUAAAGCAUAUUUAUUGGAUGCACAACAGAGACACUAUGACAGACUGGGAGAAGUGAAGACGGCUGUUAUAAGAAAUCCAUCAGAGUGGCUAGAUCAAGGAUUUUUUGAAAGGAUCAAAGAUAUAUAUUUGGGGUGUGAUAUAGCUUGAUGGGAACAGCGUGUAAAAAUCAUCACCUUCAUCACAACAGGUAAUGGCAGUUUCUUUGUUUCUGUGUCAUAAAGUCUAUUGGAGCGCUUGUUAAACGAAGGCAUGGUGAUCUCUAUGCACUGUACAUUAUUAGCUGUCUGACUGUUGUGAAUUCUGACACUUGUACAGAAAAUUUGUUGUAGAUGAAGGGGGAAAAACUUGAAGUGUAUCAAAUGUUUUAUCUUCUUGAAUUCAUCUUGUUCUCUCGUCUCAAACCGUGAAUGAGUUUAGUAAAUGAUUAUGUAAAUCUGUGGUGUAAAUAUGCAAACGUUUAGUGCGGCAAUAUUAGGCAUGGGCUUUAUUUAUUGAGAUGGAGUAGUGGUAAUGACUGUUUACAAGGCUGGCUAUCUAAUUUACAUUAUUUGCAUUCUUUCUAAAAAAAAAAAUGUUGAAAUGUUGCCAUGAAUUAAACCAUUUUUUACAGAAUCAGACAUGUCAAAACAUGCUACUGAGGGUGCCAUUCAUUGGCUUCUGUUACUGCAAAACACUAUUGCAACAUCCUGUAAUACCAAUUAUUAUUUUUGCACAAAAUGUGCGGUAAAAAAGAUAUAUAGCAAUUGAGUAUAAGUAAAAAACCUCAGUGCAGGGCAUCAGGCUUGAAGAUUAUGCUAAGGACAUUCCUCAUAUUACCCUAUUCUACUAUUGUAUAUAGAAUGCUGUCUAUGUGCACAUGAGUAUCAAUGUCUCCCUUGCUCUUCAAAUUAAUGGCUAGUUCUCUGUGGUCUGAAUCUGUAAUGAUAUUCAAAGAGUUCUAAAUAAAUUAUUCAUAAUUAAUUCA